AUGUCCUGGAACACCACGAACUCCUUGGUCACUGAGUUGGCGAAGGAUGUCGCCGUCUCCACCGGCGUAUCCUUGGAUCUAUACACCUUCCCCCCGACCCUGGGCUCCUCUGUGGCAGCCGCAGCGCUAGAGCAGCUCUUUGCUAUAGAAGAAUCUCUGAAAAGUGACUAUUUUAAAUGCAAUGAAGAAGCGAGGACCUUUCUUAAGGACAUUGCUGUAGCUGUUAAAAAAUUGGAAGAAAUGAGAAAAAACACAAUUGAUCUUUUGGAAAUCGAGAGUAUGGAAAUGAGCAGGCUCUAUUUUCUGCUGGAGACUGUGCCUGCCAUCUUUAACAGGGAAAUGGAAGAAUGUGUCAGAGAUGCUCGCAAAUUAAACAUUGCUGAAACAAAAGAAAUAAUGAGGAGAAUUGGAAAUGUGGAUAAUGAAAUUGUGCUUCUAAAGAAGAGCAUACAUGAUAUGAAUGACAUUAAUGAAUCUCUACAUGAAAGGCAAGAAGAGCUGGCAAAGCAACAUCAAGAGUUAGUCCUAAAACUCAACCGCACAAUGGAAGAAAAAGCUAAAGUUGGCGUUUUCAUAAAUGAGACCUAUAAGACAAUCAACAGAAGGAAAGAUGAAGUAGAAUUUCAAAAAAAAUGUAUAGAAGAAACAAAGGGGAUAAAAGAAAAACAAGAAUCACAAUAUUUAUUAAUAAAAGAGGAAUUGGCGACACGGUUUAGUGAAAUCAAAAUUAAGUGUGACAGCAAGAGGAAGGAGACUUAUACAAGGAAGAAAGAACUGGAUCGAUUAAAAACAAAAAUAAUAGAAAUGAAUCAAACAGUUGCUGACAGCACAGAGGCUAUUAGUGAUCACAAUUUAGAGAUAGCACGAUUACAGGCAGCGAUAAAAACCUGGGAAGAACAGAUCAAAAAUAUGAAGAAAGCUUGUCUUACUCUGGAGGAAAAAAUGAAUUUUUUUGUAAAACACAAGGAAAAACUGGAAGGUACAUCUACUAAUGAAAAAGGUGAAUACCUGAAAAAGAUAAAAGAGCUGAUACCAAAAAUACACAAAGUCCAAAUUGAGAACAAAGAUCUACGUGAGAAAAUGUUUACUGUUUCCAGACAAUAUAAGAUUUUCUUAAAUGAUGAGGAAAAAGUUUUUGUGCAACACCGGAAGAUCUAUGAAGAAAACCAGAAGCAAAUAGCAUUCAUUGCUGAGAAAGAAAACUUCCUAUCACAAAGAAAAGUGGACAUCAAAAACAUGGAAGAAGGACUUGCUACGCUUGAAGACCUUAGUCGAGCAUCAAAUGAAAUAUAUCGAAAACAAAUAAAAAUCCUAGGGGAUAACCUGGAAAGAGAAAGUCAGAGAUGUGUUAUAACUCAGUGGAAAAUAGCGUGUGCAAGAAGAAGGCAUGCACGUUGGCUGGCUGGUGUCAAGGUGGAACUAAAAGACAUUGCACAGCAAAUUGAGGAGGCAGAACUGAAACGAAUUGACUUAUUGGAAGAGACUACACAGAGACAAGAAGAAAUCGAAGAAUUUGUGGCAGAGAUCGAAAAGCUUACACUCGAAUUAAAAGAAGAGGAGGAGACAUUUGUUCUCAAAGAGAAAAAGUUAAUAAAAGGGUUAAACAAGUAUGAGGAAUUACUUGUUAAGGAAGAACUGAUUUUCAAACAAAAAGAAGAGGAACUCAUGGAUAGCCUUCCACAACUUCAGGUAGCAGAAGAAGAAUAUACUAAAAAAUCUAGACAGUUAAGAGAAACCUAUGAGGUUCUUCGAGCACAAAAGCAUGAGGAGACUUUAUUGAAGACUAACAUUUAUCAGUUUUCAAAGGACAUUGAAAAAUACCUUAAAAACAUGGAGAAAAUGAAAGCAGAAUUAAAAAACUCACGACAACAAGAAAGCAAGAAAAUCAAAAGCCAUUUUGAAUGUCUAAAGAAGUUAGAAAUUGAAAUCCAGGCAAAUGAUGAUAAAGCAAACCUUUUGAUUGCUGAAAACAAAAGAAUAAAGGAACAUCUGGCCUACUUGCAGAAUGAAGCAGAGAUCUACAAAAAAGGAAAAGAAUUACUUGGGCAAAAUUAUAGUGACUUGUCUUGGCAUAUAUUAGCUCAGCAUGCAAGAUACACAGAUUUGUGGGCAGAAUUUCAGGCUGCAGUUUCAGACUUGGUGCGCAAUGGUGAAGAUGUCUUGCAAGGACUAACAACUCUCAUAAGAAAACUGCAAGAGAGGGAUGAAAGCAUCGAAAACAUGAGUCAGUGGCUGGCAGGGAAUCUUGAAAAGUUACGUUUCAUUAUAAAAAAGGAACCACCAGAAGAGCCUCGUAAGUAAUACCUUAAUGUCUUUGAUAAGACAGCGUUGUU
Molecule: messenger RNA, 2333 nt
Organism: Perognathus longimembris pacificus (Pacific pocket mouse)
Lineage: Eukaryota; Metazoa; Chordata; Mammalia; Rodentia; Heteromyidae
Gene: Ccdc175
Product: coiled-coil domain containing 175
Exons: 19
Coding region: 1-2301 (766 amino acids)
Source: RefSeq, a predicted model, not a curated record